Sarcophilus harrisii (Tasmanian devil) is the source of this 6307-nucleotide messenger RNA. It is a transcript of the gene CLASP2, whose product is annotated as cytoplasmic linker associated protein 2. The record is from RefSeq and is a predicted model, not a curated record. Gene Ontology annotation, cellular component: mitotic spindle; microtubule organizing center; cytoplasmic microtubule. Bases 179 to 5374 code for a protein of 1731 amino acids. The transcript has 43 exons. Gene Ontology annotation, biological process: mitotic spindle assembly. Lineage: Eukaryota; Metazoa; Chordata; Mammalia; Dasyuromorphia; Dasyuridae. Gene Ontology annotation, molecular function: microtubule binding.
CGAAGGAAGCAUCGCGCGGACGGCCCGGGGCGGGGCCGCGCAGUCGCGUGUCUCGCACCGGGGCAGGGGCGCCCCUUUUGAGUGUUUGGGCUCUCGGGCCGUCUGCCGGUCCCGGCCGGAAGCGGAAGCAGUGCCGGAAGCGGAACCGGGCUGCGGCCGUGCUCGCCUCCGGGCAGCUAUGGAGGCCCCCGGGGACGGCGGCGGGAGCGGGGAGCCGGGGGGCCCGAGCCUGUCGGAGCUGUGCGCGCUGCUGUUGCGGACGCGGGACGCCGGCAGCCGGCUCCAAGCGGGCCACGAGGUAUUGCGGCGGCUGCGGGCGCCCGGGCCCGGCGCGGGGGCCGAGGGGCUGGAGCUCGAGCUAGACGAGGCCGAGUUGAGCCGGGUCGUGGACGAGCUCACCGCCUGGCUGCCGGCCAGCCACAGCAAGGUGGCGUUACUUGGAUUAGAAAUUUUAAGUGCCUUUGUUGACAGAUUAUCCACAAGAUUCAAAUCUUACGUACCCACGGUGAUUUCAGCUUUACUCGACCGGCUGGGAGACUCCAAAGACCAGGUCCGGGAGCAGGCGCAGAGUCUGAUCUUGAAGCUCACGGAGCAGGCGGCUUCACCCAUGUACGUUUGGGAGCACCUGACUGCCGGCUUUAAACACAAGAACUACCGGUCCCGAGAAGGCGUCUGCCUGUGUCUCAUCGCCACCUUAAACAUCUACGGGGCCCAGGCGCUGGUCCUCAGCAAGUUGGUGCCGUAUCUGUGCGUCUUACUUGGCGACUCCAAUGGCCAGGUGCGGGAUGCCGCGGUGCUGGCCAUGGUGGAGAUCUACCGCCACGCGGGAGAGAGAGUCAGAGCGGACCUGGCCAAGAGAGGCCUCCCCGCUGCCCGGCUGCAGACGGUGUUUGCCAGGUUUGACGAAGUGAGAGACGCGGGCGCGAUGAUCCUGAGCAUCGUCAAUGAUAAAAGCUUUGACGAUGAGGAAUCAGUGGACGGGAACAGGCCGUCAACAGCCUCCUCAGCCUUCAAGGUCCCGGCCCCGAAGACCUCCGGGAACCCCGUCAACAGUGGCCGCAAGCCUGGUUCUUCCGGGGGUCCGAAGGCUGCAGGUGCGUCCAAGGAAGGCGGGGCCGGCGCUGUGGACGAGGACGACUUUGUGAAAGCGUUUGCAGAAGUCCCUUCUGUGCAAAUCUAUUCUAGCCGCGAGCUGGAAGAAACGCUGAAUAAGAUCCGGGAGAUUCUGUCGGAUGACAAGCACGACUGGGACCAGCGCGCCAACGCGCUCAAGAAGGUGCGCUCCCUGCUGCUGGCGGGCGCGGCCCAGUACGACUGCUUCUUCCAGCACCUGCGCCUGCUGGACGGCGCCCUGAAGCUCUCGGCCAAGGACCUGCGGUCCCAGGUGGUGCGCGAGGCCUGCAUCACUGUCGCACAUCUGUCCACCGUGUUGGGCAACAAGUUUGACCAUGGCGCCGAAGCCAUCGUGCCUACCCUUUUUAACCUGGUCCCCAACAGCGCCAAAGUCAUGGCCACGUCCGGCUGCGCGGCGAUCCGCUUCAUCAUCCGGCACACGCACGUGCCCCGGCUCAUCCCGCUGAUCACCAGCAACUGCUCUUCCAAGUCCGUGGCGGUGAGGAGGCGCUCCUUUGAGUUUCUGGACCUCCUCUUGCAAGAGUGGCAGACCCAUUCCUUGGAGAGGCACGCGGCUGUGUUGGUGGAGACGAUUAAGAAGGGGAUUCAUGACGCGGACGCGGAGGCCCGAGUGGAGGCCAGGAAGACGUACAUGGGCCUCCGGAACCACUUUCCUGGGGAAGCCGAGACCUUGUAUAACUCCCUGGAGCCUUCCUACCAGCGCAGCCUCCAGACGUACCUCAAGAACUCGGGCAGCGCCGCCUCCCUCCCCCCCUCGGACCGCUCCUCUUCCAGCUCCCAGGAGAGCCUCAACCGCCCAUUCUCCUCCAAGUGGUCUGCAGGGAGCGCCUCGGCCGGCCCCGGGAGAGUGUCUUCCAGCAGCGGCAAAAUGACGGGGAGUCCCGGCAGCCUCCAGCGGUCCCACAGCGACAUCGAUGUGAACACGGCCGCGGGGGCCAAGGCGCGCCACAUCGCAGGGCAGGCAGGUGGCGGGCGCCUCGGGCCCGGCACCCUCACUCCUGGCUCGUACGCGUCCCUGGAGGACGCAUCGGAGAAGGCAGACGGGGCGGCGUCUGAUGAUGGUCGCGUGAGAGCCAAACUUUCCACGGCCGUGGCGAGCGCUGCCAGCUCCAAGGCGGACUCCCGGGGCCGCAGCCGGACGAAGAUGGUGUCCCAGUCUCAGCGUUCUUCGUCACCCGACAAAAUGGAAGACCCCGCUGCCACAGUUCCCUGUUUCUGGUUCGAACUGCAGGCAGGUACGUCUGCCGCGACUUCCUCACAGGAGGGGGGAGGGCGUGAGGACCACGUGCUGAGCGCCUCCUGGGUCCGGGGCCUGGCCAUCUCCGGACAAACGGCCCCUUUGGGGCGGUCGCCGCCUCCUCGAUUUCCCUUGUUCCCUCCCCCAGGGCGCCUGCAGCCCUCUCCGGCCAACCCCAUGGGCGGUAAGAACCCGCGGUGCGGCGCAUGCCUCCGCCCCCCCAUCCACAUCUCGGGCCAGGCUCUAUUCAGCAGAAGCGUGAGCCCGGCCGGGGGCUCCUGGUCCUGGCGCUUCCGGGACACAGCGGCUUCCCCUGUAGCCGGGGAAAGCCGCCGGCCAAUGGGUGGCCCUGCCGGGGGCUCCAUGUGCGGGGAGCACUUCCUGCUGCUCUGUGGCUUCUGGCAGAGCUGGGGGGCGGCCUCAGUGAAGGCUCCCGGGGGGUCUGGGCCCCCGCGUCCCCACCCGCGCUCCGCAGCCCGCCUCGCCUCGCCCUCCCUCCGGGGCCCCUCGCAUCGGCUGCCCGUGCGCCCCAGGGCCUGGGCCCGGGGCCGGCUCGCGCGUGCGCCCCCGCUCAGUCCUGGCGGUAACAGGCAGGCUUUGUGUGGUCCUGUUAUUCCAGCUUCCAGACAUCACUCCAGAUCGACGGGUGCCCUCUACACCCCCGAUGUCUGUGGGGCCUCAGGCGCGGGCUACGGGAUCGGGCAGUCCAGCCGCCUGUCGUCCUCUGUCAGCGCCAUGCGCGUCCUGAACACGGGCUCCGACGUGGAAGAAGCCGUCGCCGACGCCUUGCUCUUAGGAGACAUGCGCACCAAGAAAAAGCCUGCGCGCCGGCGGUACGAGCUCUAUGGCGGGGGCAUGUACUCAGAUGACGACGCCAACAGCGACGCCUCCAGCGCCUGCUCCGAGCGCUCCUACAGCUCCCGGAAUGGCAGCAUCCCCACCUACAUGCGGCAGACUGAGGAUGUGGCCGAGGUGCUGAACCGCUGCGCCAGCUCCAACUGGUCCGAGAGGAAGGAGGGCCUGCUGGGCCUGCAGAGCCUGCUCAAGAGCCAGCGGACGCUGAGUCGGGUCGAGCUGAAAAGAUUGUGUGAGAUUUUCACGAGGAUGUUCGCAGACCCUCACAGCAAGAGAGUCUUCAGCAUGUUCCUGGAGACGCUCGUGGACUUCCUCCAGGUCCACAAGGACGACCUGCAGGACUGGCUCUUCGUGCUGCUGACCCAGCUGCUGAAGAAGAUGGGCGCCGACCUACUCGGCUCCGUCCAGGCCAAAGUGCAGAAAGCCCUGGACAUCACCAGAGAGUCUUUCCCAAAUGACCUUCAGUUCAACAUUCUCAUGAGGUUCACGGUGGACCAGACGCAGACGCCGAGCUUAAAGGCAGUCCAGCCCACCCUGCGGGACCAGCUGCGCUCCUCUCCCGGGAGCUCCAAGGUCAAAGUCGCUAUCCUCAAGUACAUCGAGACGCUGGCCCAGCAGAUGGACCCGGGGGAUUUUGUCAACUCCAGUGAAACACGCCUGGCCGUGUCUCGGAUCAUCACUUGGACCACGGAACCCAAAAGUUCUGACGUCCGGAAGGCAGCUCAGGCCGUGCUCAUCUCCCUGUUUGAGCUCAACACUCGGGAGGGGUUCCACUGGGAUCGCCUGGCCGGCACCUCGCUACGGCAUGGUCCAGUCCGCACCCCGCCACCACUGGUCCGACCCGCGUUUCCGGCCAGGGUAAUGGCUCGCCCGCCCGGGUGUCGGGCACUCGUCUGGAGCGCCCUCUCGCACGGGAACCGAACUCGGAGCAGGUCGAGCCCUGGCCGGGGUACGGAAGCCAUGCCAGAGUUCCGAGCCCACCGGGGUUUCCGGCCUGGGGCCAAGGCGGCUGUCCAGGGGCGGCGGGCCAGGAGGCUCGGGCAGGGGCUGGGCACGCACGUGGAACUGACACUCAGGAGGCACCGCCAGGGGCUCCUGGCGCCCGCUCACCAGAUGGGCACACUCCAUCCGCAGCCAGGAGGGACGCAGCGAGCGCUCAAGAGGGAGUCCAAGAGGGAGGGCGAGGCCGAGCAGAUGGGCAGCGACCCCCGCGCCGGAGGGGACGCCCCCGACCCGGGCCGAGGAGUCCUGGACAACAAGACCUCGAUGCUCAACACGAUGCCCCCGCACUCCUCCCCCCGCGCCCGGGACUACAACCCCUACAACUACUCGGACGGCGGGGGCUCCUUCAACAAGUCCGCGCUGAAGGAGGCCAUGUUCGACGACGACGCCGAGCAGUUCCCCGACGACCUGUCCCUGGACCACUCGGACCUGGUGGCCGAGCUGCUGAAGGAGCUCUCCAACCACAACGAGCGCGCCGAGGAGAGGAAGGGCGCGCUCUGCGAGCUGCUCAAGCUGACCCAGGAGGACGCCUUCGGGGUCUGGGACGAGCACUUCAAGACCAUCCUGCUGCUGCUGCUGGAGACGCUGGGAGACCGAGAGCACUCUGUCAGAGCUCUGGCCUUGAGAGUCCUGAGAGAAAUCCUGAGGAACCAGCCGGCCCGAUUUAAAAACUAUGCCGAGCUAACUAUCAUGAAGACUCUGGAGGCCCACAAGGACCCGCACAAAGAGGUGGUGCGGUCGGCGGAAGAGGCGGCGUCCAUGCUGGCCACGUCCAUCAGUCCGGAGCAGUGCAUCAAAGUGCUCUGCCCCAUCAUCCAGACGGCCGACUACCCCAUCAACCUGGCCGCCAUCAAGAUGCAGACCAAGGUGAUCGAGAGGGUGUCCAAGGAGACGCUGGCCCAGCUCCUGCCGGAGAUCGUGCCGGGCCUCAUCCAGGGUUAUGACAAUUCGGAGAGCAGCGUUCGGAAAGCUUGCGUCUUCUGCCUCGUGGCUAUCCACGCCGUCAUCGGUGACGAGCUGAAGCCCCACCUCAGCCAGCUCACCGGGAGCAAAAUGAAGCUGUUGAAUCUGUACAUCAAGCGGGCACAGACGGGCUCAGGAGGGAGCGACCCCGCCGCGGUCGCCGACGGGCCUGGGCAGAGCUAGCAGAGGCCGCCCCGCCGGCUCGGACGGCGGGGGCGUCUCUCGGCCCCGCGUGAGCUCCGGCCCGCCCCGUGUUCGCUUCCACAGGGGGCCGCUUCAGCCUGCAUGUGCCCGUCACCGUAGAGUGGUUCCAGACCAGGAGAACAGUGUUAAUGCCGGUCCAGGAACCGCGAGUCCUUUCCAGAGAUGAACCCGCUGUUUUUCCAGUCCUCGCUCCUCUGUCUCCCAUUAACCUUUGCCAGUGUUAUGACUGUAGAGACUUUGUAAUUGCUGAUUACGCAGGAACGCUCCAAGCUUCCCGGGGUUCCCCGAGAGCCCCCGGCCUCUCUCCAACUGCAGGACGACGUCUCUGGGCCUCCCUUAACUUGCGUUGGUGAUCAUGUCCUUGGCUACAAACAUGAAAUGAGCGGGAGGAAGAGCCACCCUCCCCGGCUGUGGCUGGGCCCCAUCGUGCCCCAGUGGGGGCGGGAUCGGGGGCUUCGAAUCAGGCGGCCGGGCCCCACGGGGUGUGGGACUCCCCAGAAGGCUGGGGGCGGGGAGGGACCCCUGCCGACUCUGGACGAAGGCUUCCCCUGAGUCAGAGAGAGCCGGCUCGAGGUCCGGGGCCCCGCCUGGUCGUGCCCUCGGGGGGGCCGAGCGCAGGGAGCGGUCCCCAUUCUCGGCCAGCAGUCUCUCUACCUCUGCGGGGCUCGCUCUCGACACCGAGCCGGUGCCCGCCCCGUGGGUCGCCCUGCUCACGUCCCCGCGCCGCCCUCUUGGAAGCAAGCUGGCCUGGCUGAGUCGGGACAGGAGAUGGAGAAGCUGCGCCCCUCCCCGCCCCUGGUUUUCUUUUAACUGUUAAUGACAUUGUGUAUUUAUGGUUCUGUGCUUCCCGUUGUGCAUACCCUGGCAAUAAAGUUGUACAUAACACGGCUUGAGAAGGAUCGAGUGACGGCA